GUUCUCUGCCAGUUUCUUCUCUGCUGCUCCGUCAACAAGCCCACAAGCCCAUAAGCCCGCCAUGGAUUUCGCCUCAUCUUUCUCAUUUGCCACCUCAACUACCUUACAUAGUAGAGCCAAGUUCGCCUGAACGUCACUUCAUCAUCUCAUCCGUACCUACCUAAGCUAGUUGUGCUAUGCUUGUGGUAGGUCACAUCUACGGAGACAUCUACGAACUACGGAGAUCGGAUUCGGGUACUCCCAUAAGCAGUUGCGCGCACGUUACCAUCGUCGCUUAGCUCAAAAUCUCUCUCGUCAUUAAUCAACAACCAUGGCUACUCAAAGUCAACCUCCAAAUAGCGAGCGGACACCCUUACUUCGCGAUGCACCUAAUGGCCGUACCGACGAGAACCGGCUAGAUUCGGCUACAGAAAACCUCAACAUUAACAGCGAGGUCAAAACCUUGAGACAUCGCCGUUGGAUAUCGUUGGUCGUCAGCGCUUUGCUCAUCGUCGCUUUCAUCCUUAUCUUAAUUUUCUCUGGUAUCUUCUCACAUGUUGGUCAGGCGCCUGAUAAGACUCCAUCGUUGUGUUUGUCACCGGCCUGCAUACAUGCAUCGUCCGAAAUUCUCCGUAAUCUAUCCCCGGAAUAUAAGAAAAUUGAUCCAUGUACAGACUUCGAUACUCUCGUCUGUGAUGGAUUCAUCAAUCGUCAUGAUAUUCCGCAGGAUAAAUCUAGUUAUUCGACAGCGACUAUAAUGUUAGAAAAUGGCCAAACCACUCUCAGGCAUAUUCUAGAGUCCCCUUACCCGACUAUUUCAAAGCAUUCUUCAUUUUCCCCUCAAAAUCUCAUCGAGAUUGCUGCCUCUACCGACGAAGAGAAUUUCCGUAUGGUACAAGAUGCUUAUAACUCAUGCCUAGAUGAAGCAACCCUUCAAGAAAUAGGUGUUGAGCCGUUGGUUAGGUUGAUAAACCAAGUUGCUGCAUCUUUCCCUGUCGAUGGUGCUUCCGGAAGUGACGCUUCACUUGGAGAAGCUGACUAUGCUGCUCUUAGCAAUACCAUUCUGCUUCUCGAGAGAAUUGGGGUUCCUUCCUUCAUAGGCAUUACUGCUGGCGCUGAUGAUAAGAACCCUGAUGUGGUCAUUAUUCAGGGAUACCCAGCUGGACUUACCUUACCUUCGCCAGAGUACUAUCAUGAUAAAGACACAGUGAGCACGUACGAAACGAUGCUAGGAGAAGUCUUCGCUAGUCUCCUUCCGACAAACUCGUCGAGAUCCUCAGCCAAGCAGCUUGCACAAUCUGUUAUUGACUUUGAGAAGAAGAUUGCAGCGGCAACACCGUCUCCCGAGGAUCAAUCCGACGUCACCAAAUACUACACUAUCGUCAAUAUUGAUGAUGUUGGCAAAAUUGCUCCAGCCAUCGGAUUGGACUCUAUCGUCAAAUCUUUAGCUCCGCAUAAUUACACGACAAACAGCAUGCUAUUAGCUUUCCCGGAAUUCCUAGGCAAAGUCUCUGACAUUCUCUCUAAGACUUCCAAGUCAACUGUGCAAAGCUAUUUGAUUUGGCAAUUAAUAAACCAAUAUUCUUCUUACGUCGAAGGUCCAGAAGUCCAACCAAUUCUUCGCUUUUCUAACACUCUAUUUGGAAGGAACCCCGAUACGAAGACUGAGCGAUGGAAGACGUGUGUUAGUUAUGUUGAUUCUACUGUGGGCUGGAUUUUGAGUCGAUUUUAUAUCGAGGCGACAUUCUCGGAUGAGGCGAAGCAGUUCGGCGACCAGAUCAUUCUUGACAUCAAGAAGCAGUUUAUUUCGAAGUUGAAUGAUCUUAGCUGGAUGGAUGACUCAGUUAAGAAGUUGGCCGUGAACAAGGUAAACAAUAUCGACCAGAAAAUCGGUUUCCCAACUACCUCUCCGAAUAUAACGAAUCCAAAGAUGCUACAAGCUUACUACAACGGAUUAAAUAUUUCCACAUCUUUCUUCAACAAUACUCUAUCGAGCAACACUUUGGAAAUUAACAGGACCUGGUCAACCCUUGGGAAACCAGUUGACCAUGGCGAGUGGGGCAUGCAAGCUGAUAUUGUCAACGCCUAUUACAAUCCGGUAGGGAACGAAAUCGUCUUCCCGGCCGGCAUCAUGCAAUUCCCCGUCUUCCAGCUGGAGCUUCCAAGCUACGUGUCUUACGGCGCUUUCGCGUCGGUCGCCGGCCACGAGCUCUCGCACGCGUUCGACAACUCAGGCCGACACUACGAUGAGCACGGGAACUUCACGGACUGGUGGACGGACCACACGGUGCGGGAGUUCGAGACGCGCGCCGACUGCUUCGUGGAGCAGUACGCCAACUUCACCGUCGAGGGCAGCAACGGCGAGUCCCUACACGUCAACGGCCGGCUCACGCUGGGGGAGAACAUCGCGGACGCGGGCGGCGUGUCGGCGGCGUUCGCGGCGUGGAAGAGCCGCACGGAGGAAUCGUCCGACCAGGACCUCCCCGGGCUCGACUUCUUCACGCACGACCAGCUCUUCUUCGUCUUCUACGCCAACUGGUGGUGCGGCAUGAACCGCCGGGAAGAGGCCCUCCGCCGCAUCUACACCGACCCGCACUCGCCCGCCUUCGCCCGCAUCCUGGGCACCACGGCGAACUCCAAGGCUUUCAGGGAGAGCUUCAAGUGCCCGAUUAAGGAGCCGAUGUGCGAGCUGUGGUAAUGAUGGUGAUGAUGUUGGCGAUGAUAUCUUUCCCGUUUUAUUUGGGACGUGUGUAAACGUGUAAACGCGUGAAGCUAUGGUAUUUAGUGUGACGGGGUUUGCGGUACUGGUGAUAACUUGGUAACAAAUAAUGUGUGUUGAUUAGGUUGGGUUGGGUCCGGGUUGGUUGGUUGGUUGGUUUACGCAGAAAUUGGUAUAUCUUGUCUUCGAUAAAUUGUCCUAGGGAAAUCAAUGCUCUUGCAAUGAAAUGAGUUUUCGCCGCAAUUACGGCUUUGUGACAAGUCCUAAACUUCGAAUUACCACUGACCGGGGGGCAGUCGGGGCGAAGUAGGUCAUGCCAUAACGAACUUCAAUAUAACUACCUAACUCUAAUGCCAAGUCACGAAUAGAAUAAUCCCAUUGGGAGAUUCUGUCGAAGCAAUUUAUUUGAUGAGAUGGGCAAUGCAAAUG
This is a messenger RNA of Daldinia caldariorum, 3127 nucleotides long. Its product is annotated as endothelin-converting enzyme 1. The transcript has 7 exons. The coding region runs from base 311 to 2677 and encodes 788 amino acids. Gene Ontology annotation, biological process: protein processing. Gene Ontology annotation, cellular component: plasma membrane. The record is from RefSeq and is a predicted model, not a curated record. NCBI's taxonomy places the organism in Eukaryota, Fungi, Ascomycota, Sordariomycetes, Xylariales, Hypoxylaceae. Gene Ontology annotation, molecular function: metalloendopeptidase activity.